UCGAAGGAUGAUCGAUCGAUAUGAUGACGACGAGGUCGUGAAACCAGCUACUAGUUUUCGAUCGUGUGCUCUUUCGAAGACGUCAAAUCCUCGCGCAAGUCUUCCAGCGGAAAGGUUGUGUUUGCAGUGAGGUAAUUCAGGAAGAAGAGAAGGCCCCUUGGUCGCGAGCUUGCGGUUGAAGAAACACAAGAACAGAAGGCCAGGCAGCUGGUUCGGUCACUUUCGUCAAGAUGUCGGCUCUCUUCAAUUUCCAGUCACUUCUGCUGGUCUUCCUGCUUAUCAUCUGUACGAGCACCUACGCCCACUCGAUCAUGCCGGGGAUUAUGGAUCGGAAUCAAAAUGGCUUCUUCGGUAUCUUCUGGAAAUGUGCUCGCAUCGGUGAACGGCUCAGUCCCUACGUCAGUAUUUGCUGCGUGGUGAUGGCUGUUUCGAUCUUCUUCGGCGGCUGAUCGAGGUGUCUUGCUUUUCUCACGAGUUACAGGAAAUAGCAUGGUAGUAUACUGUCCUUUACAUCAGCCAGUGGCGUUAAUUUGAAGUUUGUACUCUCACCAUGCCCUUUGUGUAGCAUGAAGCUUGAUGUGUUUUCUUCCUGAAUUUUAGAAGUGAUGGAUAUGUACAUGAUAUCGAAGAAAUGUGACUUCACUCCACGAGGUAUAUC
Molecule: messenger RNA, 658 nt
Organism: Aspergillus uvarum CBS 121591
Lineage: Eukaryota; Fungi; Ascomycota; Eurotiomycetes; Eurotiales; Aspergillaceae
Product: protein kish
Exons: 4
Coding region: 231-449 (72 amino acids)
Biological process (GO): intracellular transport; protein secretion
Source: RefSeq, a predicted model, not a curated record